CGAGUUCCUGUUUGUUCCUGACUUCCUCUCUAUAGUAGCAUCUGAAGGAUACCAUAGAGCAGAGCGGUGGGGGUGUAGUGCCGGUGUCAGGCAGGAAUAUGGCGCAGGCUCUGUCAGAGGAUGAGUUCCAGAGGAUGCAGGCUCAGCUGCUGGACCUGAGGAGCCAAAAUUAUCAGCUGUCAGACAACUUGCGAAAAAACAACCAGGAGCUUACAUCUCUUCGGCAGAAGCAGGCAGCCCUAGAGAGAGAUUUCCUGAAAGCUCAAAAGGCACUCACCAAGAGCAAGAAAGCCCAGGAAGUGGACGCCUUGCUAGGUGAGAAUGAGAUGCUGCAGGGAAAGCUGCACAGUCAGGAGGAUGACUUCCGGUUACAGAAUAGCACGCUAAUGCAGGAAUUGUCUAAGCUCUGCUCCCAAAUUGAGCAGCUGGAGGUUGAAAACCAGCAGUUGAAAGAGGAAAGUCGCUCUCCAGAUGGCAUCCCCGGAAUUACAGAAGGUGAAAUAAGACGACUACAGGCGGAGAAUACAGCACUACAGAGGACAAUUGGAUCACUUCAUGAGCGUCAUGAAAAGCAGAUUGCCUCCCUAACAGGUCAAGAAUCUCAAGAAAAUGGACUUCAAGGGACAGAGACAGGGGAUAAAGUGCCAGUCACAGAACUUGAUGGACAGGUUUCACAAGAUCAGGAUGGUGAGCCACCAAGGAACUGGCAGUCAAGAGGGGAUAAUCUUCAAGGCAUAACACUUGAACUAGAAACGCAGACGGAGGAGAAUAAGUUGUUAAAGGCAAAGAUACUCACAUUACAGGGUGAUCGCUCACGGCUACAAGAAGAAAAUAUAAAGGUAUCAGAAAAGCUGAAGAAGAAACAUGACAGCUACCUGCGGCUGCAGACUGACAAGGAGGCUCUGUACAAUGACAGCAGGACAAAAAUUGAGGAGAUUCAGCAGAGGAAAGAGGAAGAUUUGAAAGCCCUGACGUUAAAAAACCAGAAGCUUCAGCAGGAUCUGCAAGGUGCUCAGCAGAGUUGUGCUGAGCUAAAAGAACAGACCCAGAGCCUAAAGCAAGACCAUGAUCGUGCCCUGCAAGGUCUUCAGGAACAAGUAGCUUGGCAGAGUGCGGAGAGCCAGGAGCAGGUGGACAACAUUCUGUCCGAGAACGAUGCCCUCCGUACCAACCUAGCAGCCUUGGAACAGAUUCAGACGUCAAGGACUCAGGAGCUGAGUUUAGUGCGGGAUCAGAAUGCAGCACUGUCGGCAGAGAUCCAGCAGCAGCAAAAUGACAAGGAAGCUCUGCUGCAGCAAAGGGAUGAUUUGAAAACACAGCUGCAGGAGGCCAACCGGGCACAUGGCCGUCUCCUGGAGCAGCUGCAGGAGCAGAAACAGGAAAUUCAGCAGCUACAGCAGGAUCUGGAUGAAGCUAGAAAGAGCGCUGAUAAGAGAAAAGGCAUGCUGGAUGAAAUGGCUAUUGAGAUGCAGCAGGAGAAGGCCCGGCACAAGGAAGAGGUGGGGAAUAUUAAGCUCCAGCACGAGAAGGAGGUCCUGAGUAUUCGAGCUAAAUAUGAGAAGGAACUGAGGGAGCUUCACGAAGAGAAAAACCGUGGAGAGGAGGACCUGAGGGGACAACUGAGAGAUGAGAAGGCGCGCUGCAGGGAGUUGGAAGGCUUACAGCAGACUACAGAGGAGCUGCGUUUACAGAUUAAUUCACUAGAGGGCACCAAAGGAUGGUUUGAACGUCGACUAAAGGAGGCAGAAGAAACUGUUGAAAGGAACCAGCUGCAACACAAGGAAGACUUGGCGAAACUGCGAGAAGAACAUUCUGCUGAUCUGCUUAUGAAGCAGAAGGAGCUAGACUCACUAAUAGAAAAAAUCAAGGCAUCUGAAAAAGAUAAAGAAAGUCUUAAUGGGACAAUAGAACAGCUGAGACAGGAGGUAAAGGAUACAACAGAUGGGCAGAGAAUUGUAGAGAAGAGAGGAAGUGCUGCUCUUAAGGACCUGAAGCGGCAGCUUCACCUGGAGAGGAAGCGAGCAGAUAAGCUUCAGGAACGGCUUCAGGAGAUUCUCACCAACAGUAAAACUCGAACAGGUUUGGAGGAUCUAGUAUUGGCGGAGAUAAGUUCCCCCAGUCGGACGCAAACGGGCGACAGCAGCAGUGUCUCAUCCUUCAGCUACCGAGAGAUGAUGAAAGAAAACACAGUGCCCAGUAGCAAUAAGUCUAACAGUGGAAGUCCACAGUCCCAGCCUCAAAGACCAGCUGAGCUGUCAGAUGAAGAAGUUUCUGACCUUUUCCAGAGAUUAGCCGAAAUUCAACAAGAGAAGUGGAUGCUGGAAGAAAAGGUUAAGCACUUAGAAGUGAGCAGCGCCUCUAUGGCAGAGGACCUAUGCAAGAAAAGUGAGAUUAUUGAGACCUACGUCAUGGACAGCAGGAUAGAUGUGUCAGCCACACAUGGCCAAGCAGACCGGAGCAGUCUCGGAAGUGUCCUGAGAGAUUUAGUGAAACCGGGAGAUGAAAACCUGCGGGAGAUGAACAAGAAGCUGCAGAAUAUGUUGGAGGAACAGUUGACCAAGAAUAUGCACCUUCAAAAGGAUCUGGAAGCCCUUUCCCAGGAGAUUGUCCGCCUCAGCAAGGAAUGUGUCACGGCCGCACAUGAGAGCCCCACCACUGGCUUGGCAAGCUGAAGUCUCCAGCACUGUUCAAACCAUCUCUAAUAUUGAACUCUUCUAUCCAGCUCCAUUCAGUUUACCUGUAAAGGGCACAUUUCCCCCAGUUUUCGUUUGAAUCCACUCUCUGUGCUCAUGCAUUCCUCAUGUUUGUGGGUCCCCAUUUUAAAGUUAGUUGUCUUUACAAGGAUUUCCUUUUUGUCCGGUGAGGGUGGUCAUGGCACACUACUUCAGGUUACAAUGUACAGAAGAAUUUGCACAGAUCUCAUCUGAAUACUGAAGAGAUAUAUAUAUAUAUAUAAUGGGAGAAAUUGUUCCUGAUGUUUCUUUAUUCUUUUAGUUGUGUUUUUUUGUUCGUUUUUUUUUCUGCUUUUGGCUGCCCUUCAUAAAUGUUUUUUUUGCUAGGCUUUUUACAUGAUGUUUUGCUGUGUGUCCAAAAUAUCCAGAACCUUUUGGCAAAGACGGCCUUCAAAUCAUCUUAUGUAAUUGCACUGUCUGUCCUUCUUACAGCUUUCUGAUUGGGCUUAUUUAAUGUAGAACCGCCAUAUCAUCAUUCAAAAAAUAUGUUGCAAUGCAGUCUACCUGUGUGAAAAUCCUUAGGCAGAAGCCAUUCUUCUGACUCCUGGGCUUGAAGCUACUUCUUCAUCAUGAGAAGGAAUAGAAACCUGAGAGAUGUUGUGAAGAUGGGACUUUUGAGGUACAACAUUUUACAAAAAUGCUAAUUGUUAUUGCACAAUAGAACAUAUAUAGAAAUUUUCACUUUUCACAAAUACCGUAAAAACCAAAUAAAUCUAAAAUGAUUAAUACCAAAGGUAAUGGUUUUCUAUGGCCCGACACAUUUCCUGCACAGCUCCACUUCUUUAGGAGCUGACAGUAUCUUUGUAUACAGAGAAUAAUCUUAAUGAGAUACAUUCAUUCAUUGUCUAUAUCAGUGUUUCUCAACCAUUUUUUGGUGAAGGCAAAAUCUCAAGGAACCCCGUUUUAAAAUGUGAAAAACGAAACCAACAGUUUUACAUAAAACACAGCAACAUCCACACACAGGAUACCCAAUUUUACAGGUUACUUAUUCCUCCAAGACAAAUACACCUUUACACUCUGGUACUGAGUAGUACUCCAAUGUUUCUCUUCUCCCUCAAUUUCCCUCCAUCUCUCAGCUAAUGUGACCCCAGUGCUGACAGAGAAAUACAUGGGAAGGGUAAACAAGGAUGCUGUAGAGCACAGGUCUCAAACACAAUGCCCUCCAGGCCACUUUAUGUGGCUUUCACACCUCUCCUGCAACUACAGGAGAGCGCCAGCCCUCCUCUGGUCCUACUCCAGACACUUACUUUCUUCCUUUAAGCAAUUCAUCCAGCUUCUUCCCAGCAGCAGCAUAAGGAAGGGGGGUGCACUGUGAUGUA
Messenger RNA from Rana temporaria (common frog), 4051 nucleotides. It is a transcript of the gene GRIPAP1, whose product is annotated as GRIP1 associated protein 1. The record is from RefSeq and is a predicted model, not a curated record. The transcript has 28 exons. Gene Ontology annotation, cellular component: extrinsic component of postsynaptic early endosome membrane; postsynaptic recycling endosome; glutamatergic synapse. NCBI's taxonomy places the organism in Eukaryota, Metazoa, Chordata, Amphibia, Anura, Ranidae. Gene Ontology annotation, biological process: regulation of modification of synaptic structure; regulation of recycling endosome localization within postsynapse; regulation of neurotransmitter receptor transport, endosome to postsynaptic membrane. Bases 99 to 2672 code for a protein of 857 amino acids.